Plasmodium falciparum 3D7 is the source of this 3891-nucleotide messenger RNA. Its product is annotated as putative protein GPR89. The record is from RefSeq and is a predicted model, not a curated record. NCBI's taxonomy places the organism in Eukaryota, Apicomplexa, Aconoidasida, Haemosporida, Plasmodiidae.
AUGAGUAUACGAUUGUUGUGUGAGGUAAUAGCUAUGCUGUUAUUACAUUUAAUUUUUUAUAAGGUGUCGAUAUACUAUUUACUUCGGCAUUUAGACAUUUUAAAUCAUUCUAAUAAAUUUAAUAAGAAUAUAUUUUUUAUAACAUGUUUAAUUUGUAUGUCUAUAUUUUCAUUAUUUAUAUUUGAGUUGUCUAGUUUAAUAUCAAAUGUAAUUAUUACAUACAUAUGGCAUAUAGAUAUAUGUAUUUUAUUAUUUUUGUUAUAUGUAAUAAUACCAAUUGAAUUUAUUAAUACGAUUUUUGAUUCGAACAAUUAUAAAGAAAUAUUAUCUCCAGAAUUUCAUACACAUUCUCAUAUAAAGUUAUUAAAAAAAUAUUAUGCUAAGAUUAGUAGUAUAUAUAAGGAAUCUUAUGGUAUUAACAAGAAGAUAAAGAAGCAUUUUUUUUUUUUCAGGGGUAUAUUAUUUUUAACUUUUAUAUGGGUAAUCUUAGGAGGAUUACGAAAUAUGAUUUAUAAGAAAAAUUAUAAUUAUGUUAUAGCUGAUGAUAAUACAAUAAAUUUUAAAAAAUAUUUAUUAUAUAAAAGUAAUGAGGGGAAAAAUGCAAACAAGAUAUAUAAUAAAACCAUUUUUUUUUUUUUUCAAAAAAAACAUACAUGCUUCAAUUAUUAUUUUAAUAAUAAUAUGAAUGAAUUGUAUUUUACAAAUAAAAAAAAAACUCAUCCAUUUAAACAAUUUUUUAAACAAAUAUAUAGUUUCUUCUAUUUUUUAUGUUAUAUAAUAAUUCAUCAUAUUAUACUCUUACACAAUUUUAUCAUUCGAGAAUUAUUAAUUAAUAUAUGUGCAUUAGGUGUAACAACAAAUUCUAUUGUCGCUGGAAUAUCCUCUGUAUAUUUUAUUUAUGAUUAUAUUAUUACGUUUAUAUACUUUCUACACAUACCAAAGAUACAAAUACAAAUAUAUAAUAUUGAAGAACGCAUACUUAUUAACUUUACGAAUUAUAUGUUUAAAAAGGAGGAGCUGGAAAAGUUGCAGAGUAAUAUUGAUAUACAUACCAAGAGAUUGUCUUAUGAUAAUAGAAGGAAUAUAAAAAAUGUCGACCUUAAUAAGGAAUAUGACAAGAGGGUAGUAUUAAAAAGGUUGAACGAUAAGGUUGACAAUCCUGAAAGGGAUGACAAAAUAUAUGUUGAUGAAAAAAUACAUAUAGAUGAAAAAAUACAUAUAGAUGAAAAAAUACAUAUAGAUGAAAAAGUACAUAUAGAUGAAAAAAUACAUAUAGAUGAAAAAAUACAUAUAGAUGACAAAAUACAAAAUAAUGAUAUCAAUACUAAUCAUACAAAUCAAAAUUAUUGUGAUGAUUCCAAAAUCGAUGAAGAAGAUAGAAAUAAAGAGCAUACAUAUAACAAUAAUUUUAAAGAAGAAAAUUGUAAUAAUCAUCAAAAUAGUAUAUAUAAUAAAACGUUCCAUUUAAAUGACACAACAAUCGAUGAGAGACAAAAAUAUAAUAAUAAUGAUGAUGAUGAUGAUGAUGAUGAUGAUCGAAGAGCAUAUCCACAUAGAAUAAAAGAAACAGUAAAAAAUGUUUCAGUCCUUCUAAAUAUAACAAACAAAAUUAAGAACAUAUGUGCCUUAACAAAUGCAAGUUUAUUAAAAAGUUCAGAUAAUGAAAAAUAUGAAAAGGUCAAAUCUAAUAUUAAUUAUGAAAGGUCCGUACGUAUGAAUAGUAGUAAUAGACGUAGUAGUAAAGGACGUGUUUAUUUUCCUUAUAUUAAUAAUUAUAAAAAUAGUAGAAGAAAAAAAGGUAAUUAUAGUGAUCAUGAAUCAACUGUAAUUAAUUACUUUUAUAAAAAAAUAAGUAAAAAUACAAUACAUAGCUUAAAAAGAUCACAUAGUUGCCCGGUUCUUAUCAAAGAAAGUCCAGCAGAUAAUAAUGAAGAAAUGAGUAAUAACAUUCGAGAUAUUAGAAUGAGAAAAUAUAAUUCCUUGUAUAUUUCACCUUCUUAUGAUUUCCACUUUUUAGAGAUGGACAAAUAUUUUAAGAGGAAAAAUUACAAAAGGAAAAAAAAAAAAUACAAAAAGAAAAUCAAAAAUGUAAAAGCGCAUGAAAAUGUUAAAAAUGAUGAAAAUGUAAAAAAUGAUGAAAAUGUUAAAAAUGAUGAAAAUGUUAAAAAUGGUAAAAAUCGCAAAAUAGUUAAAAAUGAUGAAGACAAAUGUGUGGAUUCUCCGUAUGGACAAGAAAAUAUCAUGUUAAAAAAAUCAGAAGAUACAAAAAAUCUUAUAAAACCUUCAACUAAUGAACACUUAUUUUUUAAAGUAAAUAAAAAUAGUGAAGAUCAGGAUGAUACAUAUAAUAACGAAUAUAGUGAUAGUAAUUCAGAUAACCAUUCUAAUAUUAUUCAUAGUAAUAUGGAUGAUAGUGAAGGUGAAUAUCAUGAUCUUAAUAAUGAAGAUAGUAGCGAUGACAAUACUUCUUCUUAUGAAGAAGAUGAUGAAUUUUUAAAUCAUAUGCUUCAAAAAAGUCUAAGUUUUCCUGUAAAUAAAUAUAACAAAAAAAAUAAAAUAAAUAAAAACGAAAAUGACCGAUUAGAAGAAAAUGAUAAUAUGAUACAAGUUGAAAGGUUUGAGAAAAUUUAUAAUAAUAUAAAUAAUGAUGAUGACAUAAAUAAUGAUGAUGACAUAAAUAAUGAUGAUGACAUAAAUAAUGAUGAUGACAUAAAUAAUGAUGAUGACAUAAAUAAUGAUGAUGACAUAAAUAAUGAUGAUGACAUAAAUAAUAAUGAUGACAUAAAUAAUAAUGAUGACAUAAAUAAUGAUGAUGCCAAAAAUAAUGAUGAUUCCAAAAAUAAUGAUGAUGCCAAAAAUAAUGAUGAUGACAUAAAUAAUGAUGAUGGCAAAAAUGAUGAUGAUAAUAAUAUUACAUCUACCAAAAAUAAUAUACAUUUUAAUGAAAAGAAUAUAAAACAUUGUGAAAAAAGUAUUAGAUUUAACAAUCAAAAUAUCAUAUAUAAGGAAAGUAAUAUACAUAAUGAGAAUUUCAAUAAUGAUCUUAAUAAAAAUUUCUUAGGUAGUAAAAAAAAAAGCAUGGAUGAAAAGAGUUUAAAGAGGGAGCUUCAAGAACGUACAAACAACAUAAACAAUAAUAAUAAUAAUAAUAUUAAUAGUAGUAGUAAUAAUAAUAAUAAUAGUAAGAACUAUAAUAGUGCAUAUGAUAUUUCUAAUGGUGAGAAACGAAAAUGUGAAAAUAUGAAAAAUUAUAAUAAAUUAAAAAAAGAAAUCGAAGAUAUUGUAUAUACAAAUACAAGUAUGUAUUAUUCUCUCAAUGCUAUACUAAGUAGAAAAUUUGAAAUUCAAGAAAAUACAAAUUGUGUUUUAGGUCGUAUAAAUGUGAUAUUAAAUUCAAUUAUGUUUUUAACAGUUGUUUAUAAAAUAAUUAUGUCUACAUUAAAUAUAAUAUUUAUUCGAAUUUAUAUAAGAGAUCCAUUUUCAAAAAUUAUUGAAAAGAUAUGUUUAUUUUUUAAUAUUAAAUAUAAUAUAGCUAUUAUUUAUGCACCAUAUAUAUCAUUAAUAUAUAUUUCUUAUAUAGUUGCCAUCAAUAUGAAGAAAUUUCUACAACAAAUAAUCCAAAUUUCAUCAUUUUUCUCAUUUUAUUUUAAACUCUUUUCUAAUAUGUGGAUACUUUUAAUAUCUGAACUUAUGGGCUUAUAUUUUGUAACAAACUCAUUACUUCUUACAUCAUACCUCCCAGUUAAUUAUAAUCACGUUAUGAACUUUGUUUUAGGAAAUAAUUAUGACUAUAAUAUUUUUCAUCUCCAUUCAGAUUAUGUUUUUAUAAUUUCUUCAGCAUUCACCUUGAUCAUAUGUAUUCUCUACAUGAUAUAUUUUUAUUUCUUUUAA